Molecule: messenger RNA, 1164 nt
Organism: Alternaria arborescens
Lineage: Eukaryota; Fungi; Ascomycota; Dothideomycetes; Pleosporales; Pleosporaceae
Exons: 1
Coding region: 1-1164 (387 amino acids)
Source: RefSeq, a predicted model, not a curated record
AUGGGUCUCUCCGCUGCAUCUGGAUAUGCAGUCUCUGGUAGGCGUCUAGCUCGAACCCCAUUUGGGAAAUCUAAUUUACCGUCGACAUGUUUGUGCCUUAUGCCUAUAUACGGAUUUCCUUAUCCACCCAUCACUGGAGAGGCGAGAGAUGAACAUGGCCACUCAGAGGUGCUGACUGGAAUCACAGAUGCAGAAGAAGUUUACACAGAGCAAUGUGAGGCUACAGUUGCUGCUAAACAUCUACUGCGCUCGUUGGAGCGCUUUGACUCAUUUGAUCAUGUACCAAAUGAGAUGAUUAGUUCUUCCACGACAAAGACGCGGAUAAGGUCUGCUGCCAUUUCAGAUCCGACCCAGGAGAGCGAGCAGCCGGACUGCCCUUCUUUCUCGGGAGCAUCGGAAUAUGCAGAGCUACUUUUCGAUGCAGUGUCUCCAUCCACAUACGAUGAGAACAUAGAACUAAGUAGUAUCUUCGCAGGGGGGACUGCGACCGAAAGACCCUGGCGACUUGAAUGCGACCCCAUCCUUCGAUACACCACCGGUUCUCCAAUGCUCCCAGGAUUAGAUCAUCUUCGCAAUAUCACUGCUCGCUCCGCAACUAUCCAGUAUGACCACAGCAUCGAAGAUCUGUAUUAUGCCACUACAUUCUUCCUUGAUGAUUGUCAAGAUGGCGAGUGUUCAUGUUUAGAUGGUGAGAUGUGUAGUCUUCGCAUGCCUGGCGAGAACUUCAUGCUUGCUAAUAACGACGACGAUGACGUCGACUGCAGUCUCUCACACAUGUACCCCACGACAGAAGACAUAUCUCAGCUUAUAGAUGAGUUCGUCAAUGCGGACAUGUUUGACGUAUACGAAGUUCAUACAGGCAUUUCGGAAGUGCUACCUCUUGACUGUGGAUACUUUGACACCACUCCACAAGAUGUGAAAGCCUCCAAAGUAAUUGACCAGAUGUUGUACCCGUCUAGCUCUAACGCUGCAUCAUUUAUAUGCGACAACGAGAGUGAUUCUGAUGUCUCUGAUCCGGACGCAGAAAGUUUGUCAUUGAAUCACCACCCAAAACUAAAAUAUGUCGACACUGACACAGAUCAGUCUGUCGCUUAUACAGCCUUGAACCAACUAUUGGCAAUGGAGGAAGAAGAACCACGGCCAGUCAUUCACCGGCCUUGCUGA